CACGGCUCAACGCCUGCUCUACGUGAUAUUAUUGCAUUGAUUCCGUAACACGUGAAUUUCAGGCUCCUGUUAAGUCAGCACUGAACUGAAUUCGUCUGGACAGUUGGAUUUGUUUCGUCAGGAGGUCAAUUUAAAACUAGGUCUUGGCAUUACUAAGAUACGUGAACUGCUAAUGCUUGACGUAGAUCUAGUACAAAGAACUCGAAAACUAGAAGGGCAUUGUUCCUGUGAAUUGAAUGAAGAGACUUUGUCCAGUGAAUUGUAGGCAACUUCAUUACAGGGUAUUUUGAACUGACACUAAGGUGGACUUGUGGAAAUCUGAAGCUUACGACAGACUCGACGGGCAUUGAAAAUGUCUGAUAUCCCCAGUGACUGGUUGUGGAUCGUCAUCCUCGCUUUUAUCAUAGCAUUCCUACUUGCCUUUGGUAUCGGGGCCAAUGACGUGGCCAACGCAUUUGGGACAUCUGUUGGCUCUAAGGUGAUAACCCUUCUCAAGGCUUGCAUCUUGGCGUCUAUCUUUGAGGUGUUGGGAGCAGUGUUGAUAGGUUAUAGAGUGUCUGAUACAAUACGGAAGGGUAUUAUAGAUCCUAUGCAAUAUAACAAUUCCGAGAAACUGUUGGCUAUGGGAAACCUUUCAGCUUUAACAGGUUCCUGUAUAUGGAUGUUUAUAGCAACCUUGCUGCGUCUUCCUGUAUCAGCUACUCACAGUAUAGUUGGAGCCACCAUUGGAUUCAGCCUUGUAGCCAAGGGCGCUCGCGGUAUUGGCUGGGGAAAACUAGGGUUUAUAAUUGGUUCCUGGUUUUUAUCCCCUGUCACGUCUGGACUUAUUUCUGUUUUACUGUUUGUGUUAGUGAGAAGAUUAGUUUUAAACAAGGACAAACCCCUUGAACCGGGCCUCAAGAUGCUUCCUUUGUUCUACGCAUUUACUGUUUGUGUCAACGCGUUAUCUGUCUUUCUGGAUGGAUCCGAACUUCUUUACUUUGACAGGAUACCAAACUAUGGUGGCAUUAUCAUCUCUCUGGGCCUGUCUGUCAUUGUCGCAGUAGUGGUUAAGGUUUGUGUGGUACCUUGGAUGAGGAAAAGAAUAAUGGCAGGCGAAGAUAGCAAGUCUAAGGACGGGAAGACAAUGGACAAGAUUGGCGACAUCGUGAAGACAGAGAUCAAAUCCAAACAGACAACCAAUUUCUUAGAAAGAUUUAAAAGAAAAAGUAAAAAUUAUAACGGUAAGAAUGGUUUAAACCAAGCUGAUCGUGGAGACUCUAAAAUGCUUGAUAGAAAUAAGGCUGAUGAAGAUGGUCUUUGGAAAACUGAUGGUGAAAAUGGCUUAAACUGUAAAGAUGUUCAUUUUGAAAUUCAACCUUUGAAGACCUCAAAUGAUAAAGACAAUUUGCUAGGAAGCACAACUCUAGGUCAUGUUUGCAAAUCAGGACAUGUGAAGGAUGUCAAAAUUGUCAGCGAUGCUGAGGCAGCUCAUUGGAAAGUUGACAAGAAACAACUGGGACGAGAAAUGAUUGAAGACAAGCCUGAAACCAAAAUACUGUUUUCUUUCCUUCAAAUUCUGACAGCUAUUUUUGGCUCCUUCGCUCAUGGUGGCAAUGACGUCAGCAAUGCCAUUGGCCCAUUGAUUGGCGUUUGGAUGAUCUGUAAUGAAGGCAGUGUUGCUCAAAAGGCACCCACGCCAAUAUGGAUUCUGGUCUACGGAGGAGCUGGCAUAAGUUUUGGUCUCUGGAUUCUUGGUCGGAGAGUCAUCCAGACAAUAGGAGAAGAUUUGGCUAAAGUUACACCUUCCAGUGGUUUCUGCAUCGAGAUUGGCGCAGCCACAACAGUCCUGUUAGCCUCGUACCUAGGACUGCCCAUAUCUACCACCCACUGUAAGGUUGGCUCCAUCAUAUUCACAGGCCGAGUGCGGUCCAACGAGAACGUGGACUGGUCACUGUUCAGAAACAUAUUCAUCGCCUGGGUCGUCACCCUACCGGCAUCAGGCGCACUAAGUGCUUUGAUGAUGUUCCUGCUGGAGCGAUUCGCCCUUUAGUUUCCGACACCAAAAAAAAGUUCUUCGGAUCUUAUUGCAAUAUGCAUUUUUUAGUGAAGUGGGUACAAAAAAAAACGGUGACAGCAUUUUCACAGCUUAUUCCAAGCUGAAGCAAUUAGUAAUAUCAUGAUGCAUUCUUUGAUCGUGAGAAUUCCUACUUCCCAGAUCAUCAUGACCUAUUUAAAUAGGCGAAACUAUUGUCUUAUUGAACGUUUGCAAAUGUGCCUUUCAUAUGCCACAGUUUCCCGCAAAGAAAGAACUGGGCCUCAAAUUAUCGUUAUUGAAGUCACUACAGGACAAGUAACGUUGAAUGGGAUUCUAAUUUCAUGUAUUUCGUUGUUUCUAAGCUGGAUUUUAAACACUAAAGACAAGAACGUCUAAUGGUUUAUCCAUUUAAAAACAAUAAUGGCAUCAAAUGUCUUAAGCUUUUACCUACGCUGAAGUUAUGUAGCCUUGAGAUCUUCGAUGAAAUUAAUUGUUAGUUUAAACACAAAAUAUUGAAUAUCCAGGUCAGUGAGUCGAGAGAGAGGUAGUGAAUAACUUUUAGUUUUAUAGGUUAGGGACUUUUAGAAACAAUUAUUAUAUGCUCGGGGACGAGCCGAGCAAUUCAUCUUUUUUUUUUUUUAAUUUUCUGUUCUUUGUUAUGGUUGUUGCUGUUUUGUAUUUUUAUAGAACAUUAUUUUUUACAUGUGUGUCCACUGCGGCUACCAGCAGAACAUGGUUACUGUAAGGAAGUAAAACUACUUUUCAUUUGGCAGAUGUCUGUGGCAUUUUACGUCUCGUGAGACGAUCUUUUCCCUUUGCAACCUCUUGUGUGACUAAAGAGGCCAAUCCUUGAUACACAGCUGCGAUCAUAGGUUGGGCAUAUAAAAUCACCAGGCGCCAUUGCAUUUUCACCCUUCUUUCUGCUUCUGUUGUGUAUGACAUCUGCAAUCUGUGACCCUUCCUUUAUGCUCUCUCUCCAUGUGGAUCUGUCCAGUGCCACCUCUUCCCAGUUGCCAGUGUCGAUUUUGAAGAGCUUCAUGUCGCGUUUGCAUACAUCCGUAUAACGUAAAAGUGGGCGACCAGCGGCUCUCUUGCCUUCAAUUAGAUCGCCAUACAGGAUGUCCUGUGGAAGUCGACCUACUGGCAUUCUACGAACGUGGCCAAGCCAGCCAAGGCGUCUGCUGCUGAUAACAGAGCGGAUGUCCUGGCAUCCUGCUCUAUGUAGCACUUCCUCAUUUGUUAUCUUAUCUUGCCACCUUAUUUUAAAGAUCCGCCUUAGGCAUCGGAGGUGGAAGACAUUCAGCUUUUUUUCCUGCCUUGAGUAGGUUGACCAUGUUUCACUUCCGUACAGCAAGGUGCUCAACACACAGGUCCGGUAGACUAGGGCUUUAGUACUGCUAGUCAGCAAUAUGUUGUCCCAGACUCUUUUCUGCAACCGUGACAUGGUGGCCAUUGCCUUGGCUAUACUGUUGUUUAUGUCUUUAUCCAGUAGAGUGUUGUUGGAUAUGAUGUACUGGGUCGAAUACAUAUCAAGUAAUGGGGAAUUUACGGAGCGAUCCUUUUUUUUUCAAGAGCUUACAGAUUCAGUCAGGCUUCAGUUUGCUGACAUAGGGUAAAGUAGACGGGUAAAGAAGAAUUGAACUAGACCCCGUUGGAUAAUACAAUUGGCUGCAGCAGGUGUGACAAAAUAUGCAGGUCUCAAAUGGGUCCACAUAGUCACGUGAAAUACUGCUGUCGUUCUUAGUUUACCAUUCCUUUUUUUUUAUUAUAAUGUGGCGUAGAGGCCAAAUCAGAAGCUUGACCGCCGAAUCGAUGGAUCACGAGCAAAAAUCCUAGCGAAGAAGGGGAGUUUUGAAAUUCUGGAGUCUCAGAAUAUCUCUGGGUAACUGACAUUAGUUGGGGAAAGUAAAGGCUGUUUGGUCGUUGUGCUGGCCACAUGAACUUCCCUCGAGGAUGUCAAGGUCUGAAUGGAAAACGUUUCCUACAUUUUAAUGUCAAAUGUACGUGAGAUAGGGUCACAUUAGGAAGCGCUCUUUAGCUGUGUAUUUUAGAUGACUAAAGGCCGCGUUUUAGCUCUGCAACAUCAAACUCUUUCGCUUUGAGCGCAAACUAAUUUUAAUGAUUGAGUUGGCAGCUGUGAUCCUUUUAUAUAACGUCCUUGACAUUGUUUAUAAUCGAAAAUUUGUUUGUUAAAAUCACCAUCCAAAAUUAAUGAGUGACGGUUUUUUUUUUUGUUCAGAUGUGUUAUGCUUCUUUUGUAAUUGUAAUAUUUA
Molecule: messenger RNA, 4290 nt
Organism: Biomphalaria glabrata
Lineage: Eukaryota; Metazoa; Mollusca; Gastropoda; Planorbidae
Product: sodium-dependent phosphate transporter 1-B-like
Exons: 14
Coding region: 353-2032 (559 amino acids)
Biological process (GO): phosphate ion transmembrane transport
Cellular component (GO): membrane
Molecular function (GO): phosphate transmembrane transporter activity
Source: RefSeq, a predicted model, not a curated record